GCCCCCGCUCGUUGACGUCUGCGGGGCUUGUCCGGCCGGCCAAAGAGCAGGAGCGGUGGGCGGGGCCAGACGCAGACCCGGAAGCCGCCGGCCGAGAGGGAGGCCUCGUCCGCAGCCGGCCGCGCCCGGGAAGGGAGACGCCACCCAGCCAGCCAGCCAGGCCGCCAGCCAGGCCGCCCUCCUCCUCCUCCUCCUCCUCCUCCUCCUCCUCGUCGUCGCCCCUGCGGCUCCUGCUGCUGCCAGGUCUCGGGGUGGACGACAACAUAAGACUUGUAAAGGUGCCGCUGGACAAGCUGUGCUGCCGGAGCGGUGGACGGGCAGGGGGGGUCCUGCCCCUGGAGGAAUGCCAUGGGAGAGCCUCCGUGUGGCCACUUGACCCGGGACGAGGACGGUGGGACUGUGCUGCUGAGGCGCCUUGCCAGCCAACGAGGACUCAGAGGAGGCCGGCGAACGGAGCUCCAGAAGUAGCCCGUGAUGGUGGGAGCCAUUCCCCGGCAGCCGCGCCGCUUCUGGGGAGUGCCGGGGUGGCUGGUGUCGCCCGUGAGCUCUGCCAGUAGUCGCCUGCUGCUGGGCCCGGGGAGCAGGACGGCCGGGCGAGGGGGUUGGUUGCAGAGGGAUGUGGCCGCACAGCUGGCUUCGUAGCAGGGGGCUCAUCCGGACUUCCUAAUCCCACGGCACUUUAGCGCUCGGCCUCUCUGCUCCGCCCCAUGCGGCACAUCAGUGCGGAGGCCGGCCUCCCCCAGGAGUGCAGUGCAGGUGCGAACCAGGAUGAAGAGGAGGAGGAGGAGGAGGAGGACCCGCGCCCCUGGCGUCGGCACCGUGGGGUCCUGCUGGGCUGCAGCCCCCCCGAGCUGACGUGCCAGAAGGUCUACCAAGUCUCCAUCUUCUCCCAGCUGGCCGGCUGCUCCCACCCGCCCGAGCAGAGGGCCCCCGGGCGGCAGCCCAUCAAGCGGGCCUGCCUGGAGCCCCAGAGGGGCCCUGCAGACGAGUGGGACGCCAAGCGGGGCCGCUGGGAGGGGGACGAUGCCAUCGAGGAUGGCCUCGUGGUGGACGAGCUGCCCCUGGGGGGCGCGGCUCAGCACUUCUCCCACAGCGGCCUCCGGGUGGUGGAGCACCGGUGGGAGGGGAGCCCCAGCCGCUGCGCCCCCAGGGAGGCGGGCCGUGCCCAGGUGAAAGGGGGCCUCCGCCAGGUGCUGCUCCCAUCGCCGCCGCCGCCGCCCAGACCCUGCAGCACUUUGCACACAACGGACUGCGCCUCAGCCUCGCCGGGGGACUGCCCUGCAAACGUUGGGCCUGCCGUGAGGCAGGAGAAAAACGGGGCCCAGCAGAGCGAGAGGGCCGGCAGCCCAAAUGUCCUACUUGAUCCUGAUUUGCACAAGCUGGCACGUCACUCCCUGCCGGGCAAAUGCCUCGUGGCCGGCGAGCACCCGGAGCCUGGCACUCCUCCGGCAGCCCAGGCCUCCACGGCCAGCGGGCCGGGCUCCUCGGAGAAGACGCCGUGCUCCAGCGCCUGGCUUUCCGGAGGUGGCGCCGGUGCUUGUCCGGCCAAGCGGAAGCUGCUGUCUUCGGCAGAGGGGACCGCUGACACCGGCUCGGAGGAUGAGGGCUUGUCGCCGGUGCGGAAGAAGAGGGCCCCGCAGGGCCCAGCGGUGCCAACCUCCUGCCGCAGCACCGAUGCCAAGGGCGCCCCCUUCUGGAACCACUUGCUUCCUACAGCCAAGGGCUCCACGCGCAGCGCUGCUGUGGGCGGUCAGCUGAAGACCGGCUUGCGCCUCAAACAGCGACCCCUCCGCAGCAGUCCGGUGGGCAGCCGCUCCCCCCCUGUGCCGUGGGCCACAACCUCCACCAGCCGGGCCCUGCUGGGGAACUUUGAGGAGUCCAUGCUGAAGGGGCGCUUCCUGCCAUCGGGGCGGAUCGAAGGCUUCACGGCAGAGAUCGGGGCCAGCGGUUCCUACUGCCCGCAGCAUGCCACCUUACCUGUCGAGGUCACCUAUUUUGACAUCCUGGAGCAUAGCGCACCCUCGCCCUUCCUGGGAGUCAUCGAUUUGGACGCCUUGGGAAAGAAGGGUUACAGCAUCCCCAAAAUGGGCACCAUCCAAGUGACCUUAUUCAACCCCAACAAGACGGUGGUGAAGAUGUUCCUCGUGACCUACGACUUCCACGACAUGCCCGCCAACCACGUCACCUUCCUGCGCCACCGCAUAUUCCUGGUGCCCGUGGGCGAGGAGCAGGGGCCCGGCCCGGCCCUUGGCGAGCUGCCCAAGAGGGUGCUUUGCUACUUGAUGCACCUGAGGUUCCACAGCUCCAAGUCUGGGAAGAUUUACCUGCAUGAUGACAUCCGCCUGCUCUUCUCACGCAAGUCCAUUGAGAUCGACUCGGGGAUCCCCUACGAGCUGAAGUCCUUCACGGAGCUGCCGCGCAACCCCUGCUACUCGCCACGAACCUGAGCAGGGAGGAGCGCAGCCACGCUUGUCCGGAAGCUGAACGGGGGGCAGGAGCGGUGCCGUGCCGGAGGCCAGACCUGGGCAGGGAGCCCAGGGGGUUGCUGCGGACCGAGCAGCAUGUUUAGUAUUUAUUGCCAUGGCUGGGCCAGAGGGGGAGAGAGGCCUCUGCCCUGCCUGGACUACAAAUGCAGUUGUCUGGAGUGCGAGUUCCGCUGCCCUGUUCAUCUUUGGUGGAGGGGGGGGGGGGCACCCUGUGGGACAGCAGUGGGGGAAGGGCAGGAUUGUGUGGAGAAAGGAAGGACUUGUGGGAAGCAGCUGCCGGGCCAGCACUGAGAGGGGAAAGGAUGGGGGACUCUUCGUGUGACCUUUGCCUCUGGGGUGGGGGGAGCUCCCCCUUUCCUUCUAGGCUGUCCCCUCCCCUGGGGCAGCAGGAGCUGUGGAUGGGGCAGGAGGCCUGGGGGGAGGAGGCAGUCCCUUGGAGGCUUGGGCAGUUGAGGGCUCACACUGGAGGGGAUGCUGGGCCAAGGAAAACGUCCGGUGUGCAGAGUGUGUAGAGGUGCGUAUGAAGGAUGGGUGCAGCUCUGCCCGGGGCCCUCCUGGCUGGGGCCUUGGAGGGAGGGGCUGGACAUGUUGCCCCCUCUGACCUCCUUUGCUUCCUCAGUUCUUGCCCCUGUGUGGUGGCCUAGAGCAGGAAGGGGGAAAGGCAGGGAGAGGGGUGGGUGGGUGGGCGGGUGGUCAGGGGCAAGGCCUUGGCCACGCUCCAUCUCUGCUGAAGAGAGAAAUGGUGCCAAACUGGAGGGUGGGGCUGGGGGUGGGGAGGUGGGCAAGGCUCCGUCUGCAUUCGGAGCUCCUGCACAGGAAGGGGGAGGGGGGGUCCCAGGAGAAGGGACGCGGAAGGGCUGGCUGGGAAACCGUUUGCGUCUGUGAAGGGUUGUGGCUGGGCUGGGGGGAGGGGAGGGGAGGGGCUCAGUUCCCCUUGCUGCUGCCCCCCGCCUCACGCUUGCCACAGCCUCUGUGCACAUUUUGAGUUGGGUGGUGCCUCCUGUGCGGAAGCGGGAGGGUGGUAGCCGAAGGGCAACAAUUGCCAACACUUGAAGAUAUUUAUAUAUAUUAAAAGGGGCGGUUCCUCCUCCUUUCUUUUUGAGAAAAGCAGAUUCUAUAAAUGUGUGUUUGAAAACCA
This is a messenger RNA of Sphaerodactylus townsendi, 3624 nucleotides long. It is a transcript of the gene ATOSB, whose product is annotated as family with sequence similarity 214 member B. The transcript is spliced from 11 exons. NCBI's taxonomy places the organism in Eukaryota, Metazoa, Chordata, Lepidosauria, Squamata, Sphaerodactylidae. The coding region runs from base 708 to 2447 and encodes 579 amino acids. The record is from RefSeq and is a predicted model, not a curated record.